Molecule: messenger RNA, 753 nt
Organism: Colletotrichum scovillei
Lineage: Eukaryota; Fungi; Ascomycota; Sordariomycetes; Glomerellales; Glomerellaceae
Exons: 5
Coding region: 1-753 (250 amino acids)
Molecular function (GO): 4-hydroxy-tetrahydrodipicolinate synthase activity
Source: RefSeq, a predicted model, not a curated record
AUGCCCAUUGUGGCAGGUGUGGGCGGUUCAAGUACCAGAGAGACAGUUCAACUCGCACAUGCGGCUGGCAAUGCCGGGGCAGAUGCAGGUCUAGUCAUCCUUCCUGCUUAUUACGCUGCAAGCUUGAGCACCGACCAGGACCAGAUCAUUCAGUAUUACGUCGAUAUCUGCAAGGAAUCGCCUAUUCCACUCUUUCUAUACAACUUCCCAGCGAAUGCGGGAGGAUUGGACAUGUCAUCGGCUGUAAUCGAGGCUGUGAUACGCCAGGCACCUAACUUGUGCGGCGUCAAACUCACCUGUGGCGGUAGUGUUUCGAAGUUGGUCCGCCUCUCAUCCUUUAUCAAUAACGAGCCGUCGGUCAAUACAUGCCGGCCAUAUCCAUUCCUUCUCUUGGAUGGGCUGAUCUCUGAUCUGACACCGUGGAUGAAAAGUGGCGGCCAUGGCACCGUCAGCGGCAUACCCAACUUUGCCCCGGCUGCUUCUAUGCGGCUGUGGGCACUCCUGAGCAAGCCCAAUCCGACAGAAGAUGAAAGACAAGAAGCAGAUAAGAUUCAAUCCAUUCUGUCUAAUGCUGAUGUGGCAGCUGUGCCUGCAGGUGUAAGGGGAAUGAAAUAUGUUUUACACAAGCUACAUGGGUAUGGGAUAGACCCCAGACGGCCCUUGUUGAAACUGGGAGAAACUGAAGGAGAAAGGUUGAUGUCACAAUUUGAAGAAAUGAUUCAAUUGGAGGCAAAGUACUCCAAGACGGCGUAG